CGUUGACGGCACACGGUCAAUACAGGGAAUAAAGAGUCUAUUUUUGCUCACACUUAUAAAUAGUCAAUCCACAGCAGAAAGUAGUGCAGAAGAGAUUUAGUGUUUUUGGCACUCCCGCUAAAGGGUUUUCUGUUCUAAUAGUACUUCUUCUUAUUGUUGACACCGUUUUUGUUUCAAAGAUGAGUGAGUCCCAGACUCGCAUUGUCCAUCUGCGAAAAGGACGCGGUUUCAAAGGGUACAGAAAGCAGAGGACACACGACUAUCUCUACGAUCCCGUGUACACUUUGUCUGGGGAAAGGGAUCACACGAGGACCAGCCUGAAAGCUUAUUCCUCUCUGCACCGGCUGAAAAAGGUUCCCGAGUAUGAGAACAUGUUCAGCAACCUGCCCCACUACCCGCACUACACCCUGCGUGUGGAUGCCAAUGACCCUGUGCCCGCGUGGGUCGAGCGGCGCUGGAGGGGCCGCGCGGAGGAGCGGAAGGCCGCGCUGCAGCAGCUCGUGGGCAUCAAUCCAGCGGUCCAUUGCAUCCAAAUCGGUGCCCAGGAUAAUUGCAAGAUUGCAGGGCAGGACAGAUGGAAGUACUUCAAACGUCCCCUGGUUCCAUUCUCCUCACAGAUCCCAGCAGAUGUGGUGUUUACUCUGCCGAAAGGGAAUGCCUAUUCUUCCUCCGACAAAACUCUGGAACAUCCCCAGACUCCGUUCCAGCAGACAGUGGGGGUGCAAACCGACUAUCGGGAGAGCGAAGCGCAGACCGAUCCCUACACUCCUGAUUAUGUAAUACGGCCCGGAUCUGCUCCAGAGCUACUGACACUGGCUACACUGACAUGGGGCCGUGGUCUCCCUGUGGGGCUGGCAGAGGUGGAAAUGAUCGAGAGGGCGAGAAUGAAAAGGGCCUGGGAGACCACACUCCCGCCUCUUCAUGACAUCUCUCAGUCGGAUAAAAGGAGGAGGAUGAUGGAGGAGAUGGAGAGGAAGGAGUGGGCCUUCCGCGCAAAUGAGAUACAGAAACUGCAAGAGAUGCGACUGGCCCUCCUGAUGAGGCUCCUUCAACAGCGGGAGAAGAGACAGCACGAGGCCACACAGAAGCGUCUGGAAUUGUUCUUCUCCCAGCGACAGCAGGAUACAGAGGCCAGGAUCAAGAAGAUACGUAAUGACUAUGCGUCCUCUAUCAGAAAGCUGAUAGCCAAGAGGAGGAACGUGGAGGGAAAAUUGGAGCGGCGUGACAUUGUCAAGGACUACUCUGACUACGCGUCACAAGUAUACGCCCCGCCCUCCCACCUUGGGCUGCUCCCCGAUCCCAACUCAAAGGGCAGUGCGGUCAACAGUCGCUUCCUGGGGAGCUACCAAGCCAUCCUGGAGCUGGAAGCCAGCCUGCCUGCCUCAGUCACACAGCCCCGCAUUUCUUCUCCGAAGGCGAUGGCCAGCAAAGGCUUUGUCACGCGCGCUGCCCGCCACAAAAUGGAGCUGACCAAAACGUAUGAGGCACUGAAGGUGAAGAAGGAGAAGACUGAGAGACCACUGCGGUUCCUCUACAGGACGGAGAAGGCAGUUUCUCGCCCCCCAACUCCCGUCGUGGCAGUCUGCCCUGAGGGAGAUGAAGAGAAGGAGCUGGCAGUCAUUUUCCUGCAAAAACUGCUGAGAGGGAGAGCGGUUCAGAAUAUGAUGUUCGAGGGAAAGGAGAAGCGCCUGGAGCUGAUCCAGGAGCUGCGCACCACCCAUGCCCUGCAGCAUGAGGAGCAGGAGCAGCAGAGAGCUGACCGCCAGCUCACUCUGACCCUGCAGAAGCAGAGGGAGCUGCAGCAGCAAAAGGCAUCAAUGGAAGAGGGGCUGCUGUCAGGCGUGUCGGGCGGCAUUCUGUCGGACAUGCUGGACUUCUUGUCCAAGGAACUGGUGCGUCUGCAGGAGGAACAGCGGCUCCAUGCACUGGAACUGCUGGCAGAGAGGGAUCGUCGUCGGCGAGAAGCUGAGGAGAGUGGCCGAAGGCAGGUCGAGGAGAGACGCCGCCGUGAGGAGGACGAGAUCUUCAAACAGGUGGUCCAAGUGCACCAGGAGACUGUGGACUUGUACCUGGAGGACAUCAUCCUGGGAACCAUAGAGCAGACUGCUGAUAAUCAGGCCAGAGAGGAGAUACAUAAGAUGGCUCAGGAGAUCAACAACAUUGCCUAUGCUAUGGAGGAGACCCGCACCAGGCUGCAGUCGGAAGAGAUUGUUGCUGAGCUGGUAUACAGUUUCCUGAUUCCUGAAGUGCAGAAGGCCACCAUCAGGGAGAGAGUGCGACAGAGUCAACGCAGGCACCUUCAGGCUGCUCAGUUCAUCGUUCAUGGGGAGUCGGGGACACGUCCUGCCUCACCUUCUACUGGAGUUGCCUCCUGGCACUUGGAGGACAUGAUCUCUCGUAUGGGAGUCGCUGACUCUGAUACACCCCCAGGGCUUGAGCAGGAAGACAAGAAGUGACCUAUUGCUGUGCGUGCUAGGCAUUCAAACAAUUCAUUUUCAAAAUUACAGCAAAGGGUAAGCGAUAUUGUUGAGCAAGAGCAAGAGGAAGAGAUGCUGUUGUAAGGGAGAUGCACAUUUUGGCUAUAAUGAAGGGUAUUUUCAUG
Molecule: messenger RNA, 2602 nt
Organism: Scleropages formosus (Asian bonytongue)
Lineage: Eukaryota; Metazoa; Chordata; Actinopteri; Osteoglossiformes; Osteoglossidae
Gene: cfap91
Product: cilia and flagella associated protein 91
Exons: 17
Coding region: 180-2456 (758 amino acids)
Source: RefSeq, a predicted model, not a curated record